CUCUCUCAUCUCUUUCCGCCAUUAGGGUACUAGCGGCAGCCGAACAGAGUAACAGAAGCAGAGAGAGAGAGAGAGAGAGAGAGAGAGAGAGAGAGAGAGAGUCAUGGCUACUCCAACCGCAACCGAGUCCGUGCAGUGCUUCGGCAGGAAGAAGACCGCAGUAGCGGUCACCCAUUGCAAGCGCGGCCGCGGUCUGAUCAAAAUCAAUGGCAAGCCGAUCGAGCUAGUGGAGCCGGAGAUCCUCCGAUACAAGGCGUUCGAGCCGAUCCUCCUGCUCGGCCGCCACCGCUUCGCCGGAGUGGACAUGCGCAUCCGCGUCAAAGGCGGCGGUCACACCUCGCAGAUCUACGCAAUCCGGCAGUCCAUUGCCAAGGCGCUCGUGGCGUUCUACCAGAAGUACGUGGAUGAGCAGUCGAAGAAGGAGAUCAAGGACAUCCUUGGCGGGUACGACAGGACGCUGCUCGUCGCCGAUCCCAGGCGCUGCGAGCCUAAGAAGUUUGGUGGUCGUGGUGCCCGCGCCAGGUUCCAGAAAUCGUAUCGUUAAAAUGCUGCUAGUGAUUGUUGCCCUUUUUUGAAUACUUUCUACAGUAUGUUACUGGACUAAAUUGAGCCGUAUCACAGAAUUUUGAGACAUGUUAGUGAAUAUUGCUUGCAUUUUCGCAGCAUUUCAAAUUUUCAAUAUAUGUUUUGUUUUGCAUUA
Salvia splendens (bonfire salvia) is the source of this 700-nucleotide messenger RNA. Its product is annotated as 40S ribosomal protein S16. The transcript has 2 exons. Gene Ontology annotation, biological process: translation; maturation of SSU-rRNA from tricistronic rRNA transcript (SSU-rRNA, 5.8S rRNA, LSU-rRNA). Bases 104 to 544 code for a protein of 146 amino acids. Gene Ontology annotation, cellular component: ribosome; cytosolic small ribosomal subunit. Gene Ontology annotation, molecular function: RNA binding; structural constituent of ribosome. The record is from RefSeq and is a predicted model, not a curated record. Lineage: Eukaryota; Viridiplantae; Streptophyta; Magnoliopsida; Lamiales; Lamiaceae.